Zophobas morio is the source of this 1059-nucleotide messenger RNA. RefSeq names its product odorant receptor 22c-like. The transcript has 5 exons. Gene Ontology annotation, cellular component: plasma membrane. Gene Ontology annotation, molecular function: odorant binding; olfactory receptor activity. Gene Ontology annotation, biological process: sensory perception of smell; detection of chemical stimulus involved in sensory perception of smell. Bases 1 to 1059 code for a protein of 352 amino acids. Lineage: Eukaryota; Metazoa; Arthropoda; Insecta; Coleoptera; Tenebrionidae. The record is from RefSeq and is a predicted model, not a curated record.
AUGAGCAUCAUUUGGCAGAGUUUCAGUAUUAACAUACACAUAAUGAGAGCGUUUGGUUUAUACCCUCCUGAAAAACCUACAAGAAUAUCAUGGUUACGGUCCUUGUUAUUAUAUUUUGCAUUUGCAUAUCCCGUACCGGUGUUAGGAAGUCUAAAUUUUAUUUUUGGCGAAGAAAUCGACCAGAUGAGGUUUGGUGAGAACGCUUUUCAGGUGGCCCAAUUAGCGUGCCAAAUUGCCAAAUUAAUGCCUUUUAUUUUGAAUGGACGUCGGAUUAAAAAGUGUAUUCAUUAUUUGGAAGAUCCCUUAUUUGAGGUAAAAGGGGACAACGAAAAAAUUUUGGAAAAGUGGGUCCACACGUGUCAAAGAAAUACUAAAGUGUUUCUUGGUUCCAUUAUAGCUGGUAAUGUAAGCUGGGCGGUGAAACCUUUUCUUCUACAAAAUGGACAACUGUCGGUGGAUGUGUGGCUUCCUUAUAACUUGAUGGAAAACACGAUGGUGUAUAUUUUCGUGUUCGUUUUACUUACUUUGGGUGUUGCGUACGCGUCCAUUGCUGGUGCCGCUAUUGACCCUCUACUUGCUGGACUUUGUGGUUUAGCGUCUGGACAUAUUCAAGUUUUAAAACAUAAUUUAAAACAUCUUGAUCAAUGCACUACAGAUUCCGAAUCACUGAAGAUUUUUGUGACCAGACGCAACAUCAAACACUGUAUUAAUCAUCACAAUAUAAUUCUAAGCCAGUUUGCAGGAAGUGUUUUAGUUGUGGGUUUCUGUUGUUUCCAGUUAGGAAAAAUGUCACCGACGACCCCAAAUUUUUCCAUUUUGGUGGGCUACUUAAUUGUCCUUCUGGUUCAAAUAUAUUUCUAUUGUUACUAUGGGACGGUACUGUAUGAAGAGAGUGAUAGUCUAACGAAUGCAGAUUAUAUUGGGAAUUGGUACGACUAUGAUGCUGAGUCCAAAAAGGAUUUAAUUUUGUUGCUGGAACGUUCCCAACGACCCAUUGUUGUGACAGCUGGGAAGAUUCUUGAUUUAUCUGUGACCACAUUUACCACGGUAAAAAUGUGA